This is a messenger RNA of Rhizophagus irregularis DAOM 181602=DAOM 197198, 447 nucleotides long. Lineage: Eukaryota; Fungi; Glomeromycota; Glomeromycetes; Glomerales; Glomeraceae. The record is from RefSeq and is a predicted model, not a curated record.
CUUCGAGUACAUCAUGGUGCUGUGGACAACUUGGCUUUGACAGAACGACCACCUUACGAAGUAUUUAUAGUUGUCAAACAAACUUUAGUUAGUAUGGGCAUUGAAAUUAAGCGUGAAGGAGAUUUUAAAGUCAGGUGCAUUAGACGCAAACGUAAAGUUAUUGAAAAUGGCAAGCCGUCUAAUAAAGAAACUUCUAGAGGCCAAAAGAAUAAAGAGAAAGACAUUUUAUACGGUGACUCAACUGUGGAUUCUGGUGAAGAAAUUCGAUUUGCAGUUGAAUUGUGUCGUAUUAAAAAUCUUCCUGGACUAUAUAUUGUUGAUAUUAAGAGAAUGAAGGGUAACCUUUGGGGUUAUAAAUUUUUGUAUCAUACACUUCUUGAAAAAUUGGAUCUGAAAAAAAAUGGCGGAUAUUUGACUAUUGGUACAAGUGGAGGAUUUAUUUCAUAA